AUGAUGGCCAAGUUCACCAUAAACCCAGACACCAAAAUCUGUUAUUAUUCAGCUUACACAACCCGAAAAGCUUCAAUCUUAAGAACUUCUAUCAGAUCCCAAUACUUGAAUGCGUUGCCCAUUAAUCCAAGCUUGAAAAAGUUUAGGGUUUCUUGCAGCAUAAAAGAGAAAGAGACAGCAAAUGCUGAAGAAAAACGUAGAAUACUUAAAGGGCUUAAAGUGAAUGAUGAAUUGGAGGAGAAGGUUGGUUUACUGGAGGCUGAAAUUGGGGAAAAGAAAGUGGGUUUUGUUUGGAAUCCGCCAUGGAAGAAUCUUCCUCAAAGAUAUAAGCUCAUUGGAACUACAUCUCUGGCCUUCAUUAUUUGCAAUAUGGAUAAGGUGAAUCUGAGUGUUGCUAUAAUUCCGAUGUCUCACGAGUUUGGUUGGAAUUCAUCUAUGGCUGGACUGGUGCAAUCGUCUUUCUUUUGGGGGUAUGCACUAAGCCAGUUGCCUGGUGGCUGGCUUGCAAAAAUAUUCGGAGGGAGAAAAGUUCUUGAGGUUGGUGUCUUGAUCUGGUCACUAGCCACAGCACUGGUUCCUAGUCUCGCUGGCUUUAUGCCCGGACUUAUUUUGUCCAGGAUAUUGGUUGGAAUAGGAGAAGGUGUUUCACCUUCAGCUGCAACUGAUCUGAUUGCCAGGACCAUACCAGUUGAAGAGCGGUCACGAGCAGUUUCAUUUGUUUUUGGUGGCUUGAGUGUUGGAAGUGUCUUAGGGCUUCUUUUGGCUCCUCCACUAAUACAAAGUUAUGGAUGGGAGUCUGUAUUCUACAUUUUUGGCUUCCUAGGUAUUACGUGGUUUCUGGGAUUUCAGUUUGUUAAAGAAGAUCAGCAUCUAUUUAAUGGUGAACUAUCAUGGCCUAAAUUUGACUCUUGGAAUAGCUCAUGGAAUUCUUCUUUGGAGGAGUUGGGGGACUCAUUGACGGAUGUUCCUUGGAAGGCUUUUUUCAAAAGUAAAGCUGUAUGGGCAAUGAUAUAUGUUCAUUUCUGUGGAAGUUGGGGUCAUUAUACUUGUUUAUCGUGGCUUCCUACAUAUUUCAGUGAAGAACUGAACCUCAAUCUGACUGAAGCUGCAUGGGUCUCUGUUCUUCCUCCACUAGCUUCGGUUUUCGUUACAACCAUUGCAUCACAAUUUGCAGACAACUUAAUUUCCAAAGGGGUUGAUACCACCUUAGUGAGGAAAAUUUGCCAAACAAUUGCAUUUUUGUCUCCUGCAACUUGCAUGAUUCUUUCCUCUUUGGACUUGGGACUAGAUCCAUGGGAAGUGGUGGCAAUUCUCACAGGCGGUUUGGCACUCUCAAGUUUUGCCUUAUCAGGACUAUAUUGUACGCAUCAAGACAUUUCACCUGAAUACGCAAGCAUUCUUUUGGGCAUUACGAACACCAUUGGAGCUAUACCUGGAAUUGUGGGUGUUGCUCUCACUGGCUACCUUCUCGACUCAACUCAUUCAUGGGGUAUGUCACUGUUUGCACCAUCAAUCUUCUUCUAUCUUACUGGUACUAUCCAUGCACGCGGGAAGAGAAACAUUUGGCAUGUGAACAAAUACGAGAACCAGGGACCACAGUUACAGGCUUCGACAAGGCAAGUAACCAGCGUAAAAGUUGGUAUAGCUGCAGAUGAGUCUACGGUUAACGCCUUCCAUUGGCAGCACCAUCUGUCUCUGACUGUUUCCAUCCUUCUGUGUCAAGUGAUAUUCUUCUCUAUGGCUCUUGAGCCAAAUUUCGUGCACAGAGGUACCGUUGAAGUCUACUGUCUACCUUAG
Molecule: messenger RNA, 1797 nt
Organism: Fraxinus pennsylvanica
Lineage: Eukaryota; Viridiplantae; Streptophyta; Magnoliopsida; Lamiales; Oleaceae
Source: the annotation of a GenBank genome assembly